AUGGCUCUGACGCGCGCUCCCUCUGCUCCUUCAACGCCAGCAGCUGCAGCACCUGCAGCCAGGGCCGUGGCUGCAGCCAGGGCGGUGAGGGAAUCGCCUCGACCAGGCCGGUCGUGGAUGCUGCCGGCUCCUGUCAUGGUGCUACCAGUGCUGGGCUGGCGCAGGGCCACGCGGAACCGUGGGUCGCGAUGCCUGCUUCAGGCAACUGUGGAGGUCGAGACUCCUGUGGAGACUCCCUUGGAGGUUUCCCCUGCCAAGGUGGAUGCUCUGAAGUCUCUGUUGAAAGAUGUGCUUGAAGUCAAGCCUCCACGACAGCUGGACACAUUUCUCCAAGUUUUGCAGGCAAGUGGCUACACGAUCCUGGAGGACUGGAGGGAGAUCGGCGGCGAUCUCCACCCGUUCCUCCUUCCCGUUGCGACCAGAGGCGAAUUCGAUGACGACCUGGAGGUUUGCGGCCUCCUGAUUCGCACUCCGAAUGGGAAGCAGCUGCGGCCAGAUGAGUGGCAGGUGGUCACCCAGCAGCCCCGCAAGACGAAGGUGGUGAAGCUGGUGGCGCUCGACAUCAGCAGGUACAUCGUCAAGCAAGCUGAAGAGGCGACCUUCCGCAACAAGAAGCAGGACCUGCCCAUUAUCGAAAUCACCAAAGAUGUGUACGACGUGCGUUUCAAGGGCGAGGACAGGAACGCUCUGGACAAGUGGCUGCUUCUGGAGGUCGGCGCAUUUCCUGACGUUUAUAAGAACCUGGCCAUGGAGCACAUCAGCAAUGGUGAUCCCAUGACAGGCCUCGUCAUCGCGGACACGAUGCGGGAGACUUUUGGCUACGACUGGGCCUUUCCCCAUGCGUUCGUCAGCUCACUGCUCAAUUCUUACUUCAAUGGCAAGAAGGAAAUGGAAAAUCGAACCAUCGAGGCUUCGACAUGUCUCCACAUGAUGGGGAUUUUGUCUUUCUGCUUGUGUGCAGCCCAGUACAAGCAGUGA
Molecule: messenger RNA, 978 nt
Organism: Symbiodinium natans
Lineage: Eukaryota; Dinophyceae; Suessiales; Symbiodiniaceae
Source: the annotation of a GenBank genome assembly